AACAACUCUUCCAACCCCCGUUUCACAAACAACAUCUUUUUCAACAAUUCUAGAGAGAGAAACAGACAGUGUGUGUAUGUGUGUGAGAGAGAGAGAGAGAGAGAGAGAGAGAGAGAGAAGGCGCAACAACUCUCUUGUAUUUGUAUCUGGCGCGUUGGUAAACUAACAGUCAUUAAAGAGAAGUUCCAAGCCCAUAAAGAUCAAGAAAGAGCCAAGAAGAGAGAGAGAGAAAAAGUAACCUAAAAACACACUGAGCGUGUCUUUUUUUCAAGAAAGAUACAUACGGAGUUCUAUAUAUAUAGAGAGAGAAAGAGAUAGAGAAAGAAAGAGAGAAGGAGAGAGUGUGAGAGGGGGGAUGCCCUCAAAAAACCUCUUCUUUCUCUCACUAAAAAAGGCGAUCGGAAAACCCAAUAGCAUUUGUUCAUACGAUUUGGCCUUUUGGGGUUUCAGUAUAUAGUGUUGAUAGAGUAUAUAUAUUUAUUUACACACACACACAAGACACAACCGUAUAAUUGUAUAGUGAUUAUUUAUAUAUACAUCUUUAUAAUCGUAUAAUGGAGAUGUCACAGUCCGAUCCGGUUAGUGAAUGGAACACAUCAGGAGGCCAAACAGGGCUCGAAGAGCCUAUGUGGCAAUUAGGGUUGGAAUCAUACCCUGAACGGCCGGAUGAGGCCGAUUGUAUCUAUUAUUUGCGGACAGGGUUUUGUGGGUACGGUUCUCGCUGUCGGUUCAACCAUCCUCGUGAUCGUAGUUCGGUGGUCGGAGCUAUGAGGUCUGCCGGAGGGGAAUACCCACAGCGGAUUGGGCAACCAGUGUGUCAGUACUACAUGCGAACAGGAAUGUGCAAGUUUGGUGCUUCAUGCAAGUAUCAUCAUCCAAGACAUGGAAUCGGAUCAUCAACCACAGUGUUACUAAAUAUAUCUGGAUACCCUCUUCGUCCUGGUGAAAAGGAGUGUUCGUACUAUGUGAAAACAGGGCAGUCUUCUGUUACAUACCAAAGUAUGCAAUCUCCUGUUGCUUCUUCUCAACAGUAUGGAGUGUUUUCCGGCAACUGGCCGGUUUCCAGACCUUCUCUUCUUCCGGGAUCAUAUCUCGCCGGAAGUUAUGGUCCUCCGGUGAUGCUUCCCCCUGGAAUGGUCCCAUUUCCAGGUUGGAAUCCUUACCAGGCACCUGUAAAUCCGAAUAGUAAUGUUGGAGGAGGGUCGAUGUAUGCCAUAAGUCCUUCUCAUUUAUCUCCAGCAGUUCCUUCAUAUGUUUCAAUGGCGGAAUCUGCGUUUCCAGAGAGACCUGGUGAAGCGGAAUGUCAGUAUUAUUUAAAGACAGGGGACUGUAAAUUUGGUUCAUCAUGUCGAUACCAUCAUCCACGGGAAUGGAAUCAGCCAAAGACAAACUUCAUGCUUAGUCCCAUGGGUCUUCCCCUUCGUCCAGGUGCAGCGGUGUGUACACACUAUGCCCAAAAGGGUGUGUGUAAGUUUGGGCCAUCUUGCAAAUUUGAUCACCCAAUGGGUGGAGGUGGGACGUUGAGUUACAGUUCAUCUGCAUCUUCGCUAGCUGACAUGUCAGUUGCACCAUAUCCUGUUGGAACUUCCGUUGGAACUUUAGCACCUUCAUCUUCUUCAUCGGACAUUGUUUCUGCAACCAACAAAAACAAAGAUGGUGUUUCUACCAGUACCAGUAUAAGUAUCGCUAGUGGUUCAGUGGGGUCCAGUUUGUCACAGAGCAUGCCACUUUCACUUUCUAAAUCCUCCACUGCUGCUGAUUGAUGCCAAUUCCACAUACAUUCCCAAAAAUCACAUUUCAUCAACGGAUCCUAACAAACAUGCCAUCCAUCUUUUUUUUUUUUUGUUGUUUUGGUUUUUGUG
Messenger RNA from Lactuca saligna, 1862 nucleotides. The record is from the annotation of a GenBank genome assembly. Lineage: Eukaryota; Viridiplantae; Streptophyta; Magnoliopsida; Asterales; Asteraceae.